UUUAAUUAACCCGGAGAUGGCCUAACCUCGUACUCAUUUCAACAGUAGCCAUCCCCGCACACCAGGACUCAGCUUGAAUCUUUCCCCUUGAGAGUUUAGACAGUUGGCGUAAUGGAUAGGCAUUCGAGUGUUUCCGCCGCUGAGUAAGGCGCGUGGUUCCUUAAGUUCACUCUGUUUUCCUCCCGUUAAAUCAAGCCAGCAACCUGACUGAGCUAAUCAUUAUGCAGAGCUGGGAGCUGUAUUGUAACAGUUAAAAGAUAUUGUAUGCCAGUGGGAGGGAGAAUGAGGCCAAUUUUACCAUCUACUUUGCCUUGGUUAAGGAAGGGGGUUUUAAGACCAUCAACACCACGGGCUUUUAGUAAUCAUAUUAUCAAGUCCCCAUCCCUUUUGUCACUAGACCUUGCAGAUUCCUGGUCUUCUGUAUCCACUCAAUAUGAUUGCUUGCCAUCUGUGAAUGUUGUGAGUUCUUCUCCAUGUUUGUGUACAGAUGUGGCCUCGUGAUAGAAGUACUCAGAUGAAUAGGGAUGGGAAGUUGAUAUUUAGCAUAAACUUGACUGGGAAAAUAAUUGAUGGGAAGGCAAUUGCCAAUAGGAUAACAUCUGGAAUAGCACUUGAAGUGAAGUCGAUGGAAAAACUGGUUCGAAAGGUCCCUGGCUUGGCUGUCAUAAUAGUGGGUCAGAGAAGAGACUCACAAACAUAUGUCCGGAACAAAAUGAUUGCAUGUAAAGAGGUUGGCAUGAAGUUUAAGAUGAUUACCCUUGCAGAAGAUUGUUCUGAGUCUGAAGUUUGUAAGGCUUUGCAUCAAUUUAAUGGGGAUCCAUCAAUUCAUGGUAUUAUUGUGCAGCUACCUUUGCCACAGAAUCUGGAUGAAGCCAAAAUAUUGAAUAACAUAAGCUUGGAGAAAGAUGUUGAUGGUUUCCAUCCUCUUAACAUUGGGAAUCUAACCAUGCAAGGAGUAGAGCCAUUGUUUAUAUCAUGUACUCCUAAAGGUUGCAUUGAGUUACUUCUGCAGUCUGGUAUUGAUAUUAUGGGGAAAAAUGCUGUGGUGAUUGGUAAGAGUAACAUUGUUGGAUUACCUGCAGCCUUACUUCUCCAGAGGCACCAUGCUACAGUGACUAUUCUUCAUCCAUUUACCAGAAACCCAGAGCAUAUUUGCCGUGAAGCUGACAUCUUAAUUGCAGCUGCUGGAGUACCCAAUUUGGUCCGUGGUAGUUGGUUAAAGCCAGGCGCGGUUGUCGUUGAUGUUGGAACCAAUCCUGUUGAGUUGAAUUGGCAGGAUGGGAGCAGCGAACAUGGCUAUCACCUCGUUGGGGAUGUUUGUUUUGAGGAAGCUGCAGGAAUAGCUUCUGCAAUAACUCCCGUACCUGGAGGAGUUGGACCUAUGACUGUUGCCAUGCUGCUCUACAACACUUUUGAAUCAGCUAAACGUGCAUUUAAGUUGAAAUAACCACCUGUUCCUUGCGAUGGUAAUGCAUUGACUUGUUUUGUGUUUUUUUAUGGUGGACGCAUUGGCUUUUCUAGGAACGUGGUUUAGGCAGGAUAUGUUGGGUUAAGGGUUGGAGUUUGAAUUAGAAUUUUAUAGAAACUUUUAACUAUAAAAUUCAUACACGGUUUGAUUUUGAUAAUUGAUUUAAAUAGAUUCUGAUAGAUUUGAUUGAAUU
Andrographis paniculata is the source of this 1661-nucleotide messenger RNA. Its product is annotated as bifunctional protein FolD 1, mitochondrial-like. Gene Ontology annotation, molecular function: methenyltetrahydrofolate cyclohydrolase activity; methylenetetrahydrofolate dehydrogenase (NADP+) activity. The coding region runs from base 488 to 1447 and encodes 319 amino acids. The transcript has 7 exons. The record is from RefSeq and is a predicted model, not a curated record. Gene Ontology annotation, biological process: tetrahydrofolate interconversion. NCBI's taxonomy places the organism in Eukaryota, Viridiplantae, Streptophyta, Magnoliopsida, Lamiales, Acanthaceae. Gene Ontology annotation, cellular component: cytosol.